Porites lobata is the source of this 703-nucleotide messenger RNA. Lineage: Eukaryota; Metazoa; Cnidaria; Anthozoa; Scleractinia; Poritidae. The record is from the annotation of a GenBank genome assembly.
AUGCCUACCCUUGAUGAAUGUUUUCAGUCUGAGUCACGUGACACCUAUUGUGACAACUUUCAAUCAGACUUAACCUUUACAACAUGCUUAAGCUCUUACCUAAGUUUCCUAUCAAUAUGUUGCAUAUUUACAGAGAUAGACCACCCCCUUCAUUUUCUUUCAUGUAGUUUACGUGCCUUAAUUGAUCCAGUCCUUAAUAUACCCUUUCCAUAUCAGGUCUGUAAGCACCGCGAGGACGGCAUCGAGAUCGUCACAAAACAGUUGGUUUACGAGCAAAAGAACGGCUCGGCACGCGCAUGCUGGUACAUUUCUUGAACAUUGAUUGGCCGACUACGACGUGAACCUUCCUAAUGCGAAGUAAGAUCGAGGACGUGAAAGAAAAAUUCCUUUUUAGUAAAAUUUCACUUCUUGUGUAUUGUCAUCAGUCUACAUGCGGCUGCCUUUAAACUGACCUUAUUUUAUUCGAUCCUGUUUUGCGGGAGCAUUUAAAGUUGCCAUCUUCACAAACAUAAUCUGGCUGCUGUUAACAAUCCUAGUUCUAUUUGCUUUGCCUCCUGUACCAGGCUUCAUGUUGGUGACUACCUUUGGUGUGCUGUUUCUGCUUGUUCCGCCUGUUAGUUACAUUCGAGCACUGCUCGCUAUUCGUAGUCAUAACGCUCAGUUGGGUGAUGCAGUUACGCUCCAGAUGUCAAUAGUAUUGUAG